GCGCUGUAAUGUGAAAACACAAAACCCUGGCACGUUAAAUCUUUUAGCCGGCAAGGCAGCACAACAACUGGCCAGCUGGCAACCCUAGCACGCCCCACGCUCAUCCCAUUGCCCGCGGUAGCUUUGAGCUGGGCUCCCAGCCCGUUUGGCUCGGGGAACCCCCAGCUCCGAUUACGGUAACCGGAGUCAGCGCCUGUGUUAUUCAGAGCUAUAAAUAAGGGUCUGGCAGCUUGACAUUUGGAGAGAAAGUGAAAGUGUCGGUUGUUGUGAAGCAGGGGACAGAAGCUGGGACAAUUCCCCCCCAGACGCUUCCCCAAACCUGGCAGAUCCAGACUAACAUGGCUACCCCUCUGAUACUUAAUGAAAGAUGAUGUCACGUGAUGAAACCUCCAGGAAUAUGUCCAACCAAAACCGACAACCCUACUUUGGACAUAGGCUCUGGGACAGAUCUUUGAAGGCCCUUAGGCAUCAGAGCCCAACUGGAAACACCAGUCCCAGGACGGAAGAGCACUUGGGGAUGGAGGGACACGGCCUCUUUGCUGGGACCCUGCGUCCAAAGACAGAGGAGACGAAAAAUUCCUCACACAGACCCAGCAGGCAGCUCCAGGAGCUUGAAUUACAGGUCUAAGGAAUUGCAACAGAGCGUGAGCUGGGCCGUGAGGAACCGGGGAAACCAGAAUGAACUUGGGGCUGAGAAGCUGCGUGAGGCUGAUCUUUCACUUCCUGUGGGGAACCUGGAACAUCCUGGCGCCCUGCAUCCGAACUCAGAUUUGGCCGGUAUUCCUGUCCUUCACCAGGGGUUUGAAGGAUGUGGUCAAGGGGGUCUGGAGACUGCUGUUGAGCCAAACACAUCAGAAAUUGGUGCUGUUACUGCUGCCUACAGCAAUAGGGCUCGCGGUACUUUUCUUUCCCCAUGGGACAGUGAAUUAUGAAGCUGGAGAACCAGAACCGUUAAGUGUCAUCGACCUCCUAAGAGCACAGGGCAGACUGGAAGCCCAGGGGAAAAUGACUGAGGACCUGAGAGCCUGCAUGGACCUCACCCUGCAGGAAUUCAUGAGAGAACCCCCAAGCAUACAGGACAACGCCCAGAUGCUGAUCCAGUGCAGAGGAACCGCGCUGGAAUUUAAAUCCGGAGAUGGGAAACAUGAGAUCUACGUAUAUUACCUCAACGAGGAACCCCGGUAUGACGUGAAAGAGCCAACCAUGGACGUGUAUCUAUCCCGGCUGCGCUCCCACCCGGACCAGCUGAGUGUUGAGAACCUGCUGAAGGUGCAGAACCGGCUGGAGGCCGGGGGAAAGAUGACUGAGGUGCUGAGACAAUGCUUUGAUCUCACCCUGGAGAGAUUCCCCAAGGAGCCGGUGUGCCUGCAGCACAACGCCCGGCUGGUGAUCAGCACCGUGGGAACGAGGAUGGUCUUCCUCUCUGGAAAAGGGGAGAAUGAAAUCAACGUGUAUCCCGACCACACAGGGCUCGUUCAGUACGUGGUCAAAGUGCCAGGAUGGUGGGCCUGGGUAGCCAGGAAUAAGGUGAUCAUAAUUCUUGUUACAAUCCCAGUCUUCAUUUGCCAAAUGAUGAUCUAUCAGAAAAUUAGGCAACGUCCUUAAAAAACACUUAGCUUUAGAACAUUACGUCCACCAACCACUGAGUCCUCCGUCUCCAACCAGACAAAUUUAGUGCUGCCAACUCUUGUGAUUUAAUCACAACUGUCACAAUAGAAGGAGUUUUCCUGCCAUUUAUCAGCGAGCUGAGAAUCUCAGCUUCCCUUCAAAGUACAAAGUAAGUUUCUAGCUCUUACGGUAGCUGAGAAAGCCAUGGGAAUGAGACGACUAGUGGCUCAAUACUUAGAAAUGGAAUAAACAGAAUCCAGCACAAAUACAAAACGGGGAAUGCCUGGCUAGGGGGAAGUAUUUCAGAAAAGGAUCUGGGCGUUAUAGUGGAUCACACAUUGAAUACAAGCCAACGACGUGAUGUAGGUGCAAAAAACCCCUAAUAUUCUGGGGUGUAUUAACAGGAGCGUCCAAUGUAAGACACAGGAGAUCAUAGCCCUGCUGGGCACUGACAAGGUCUCAGCUGGAGUCCUGUGUCCAGUUCUGGGCACCGCACUAAAAGAAAGAUGUGGAUCAACUGGACAGAGUCCAGAGGAGAGCCACAAAAGUGACAGAAGGUUUGGAAAACCUGAGCUAGUGAAGCAAAUGCCAAGAGGUCUGUUGAUUUCAGGAGGUGCUGUAACAGCUCCAAAUGCAUAUCACAAAAACAUAUACACAUUAUUCCCAAGGGCUAGUCAUCUGGCGCCUGUAUGCGACAAAAUUCCUUGCCGUAGAAGCAAUGGCCAGUCGUGCACCAAAAAUCCAACACACCCUCUUCCGUUCUGAGCAUGGUAAUUAUGUAUUGACCAAGCGACAGGUGAUGAUUUGGGGACAUACCUAGUUUCCGUGCAAUCCACAGCUCCACACACGUGUUCCAUUUUCUCUUUCGUACUGUUCCAGCUACUUCGCAUGUACAAUUAAAGGAAAAAAACCUUUACUUGAAAGAAACAAAAGAAACCUAUACUGGGCAGAAAAGCGAAACCUGAAAGAGCAUAAGUGAAAAGGACGGAUUGAUGCUACAAGGAUGUGGAUAUAGAUCGAUAUGAAGAGAAUGUGAGAUGUAGGUAUGAAGACACAAAGAAGCAUAAAUGAAUAAUAUGGAGGGUGCAAUAAAUGAGAGAUAAUGAAAGCCUGAUACAGACAGAGAGGAAGAGAACAGCAGUGAUCAGAUAGAUUGGUGUGGAGACGCUGUGAUAGACUGAUAUGAAAACAGAGUGAAAGAUUAGAUACGUACGGAGAGAGGGACAAUUUAAGAGAUAGAGGGAGUUAGAUAUAUAAAGAUACAAAGAGAGUGUGACAGACAGAGCAGAGCAUAGAUACAUGAGUACAUAUAAGGAUGGUGUAAGUGACCAGGGCGUAGUCGGUCUGGCCUAGUGGUCACAGCUGGGCUGAGGUCUCCCCACCAUGGACAGGAGUCACCAGGGCAGAGGUGGAAGAAUUGCAAGGCCAGGUCCCAUAAACAAGAGUCAGGGUGAGGCCGGCUACCAGGUUAGAAUCCAGGGGGAAGAAUUAGGGUCAAGUCAGGCUGGAGCUAGAGACCAAAGGUCGGGAGAUGAGGCAAAGCCCAGCAGGCCACAAACUGUGCGGUUGCUCAAACCACUUCCUGGGCUUAAUCCUGGCGUUAAGUAGGGGCCCUUGGCCAAUCAGUGACCUGCUGUCACUCUGGGUCUCGUGGGCGGUAUUUCCUGCAGUGCCUACUGUGCACACUGCUCCCUAACUGUGCUGUUACAGGGGCUCCUGAUGGCAGUGUGGGACUAUCAGCCUCCCCAAGCUCUGCAGAUGUGGGUUCUGGUCCCUAAAAAUGGAAGGAACUGGGAAUAGCUGGGUACAUGAGAAUAGCUUAGGUUGUCUCUUUCCUCCAUAAAAAUUAUUCCAGACCAACAUAGGAUGUAAAGCGGAAUAACUACUCUAGAGUAAUUCUGUGUGGGGAUACUUAUUCUGGAAUAAGUCUCGUUUGUGUUUAACUUGUCCACUUUUCAAACUGGAACAGGACACGCUUAUUCCCGAAAGCAUCUGCCUAUGGAGAUAUUCCAGAAUAGGCAAAUUGGAUGCAUAUGUGUGAGGAUGGAUAGAUGGGAGCGGAUGGGUAGAUAGUCAGGCAUGCAUGAAGAUGGAGAGAUUUCUAUAGAGCAUUAACAAACUUAGACAAAGACAAGCCAACGCCUAGUGCACCAAUAACAGAAAGUGGGUGGAUUAUUUUGCUGCUCAUUUUCUGAAUCGUUAAUACUAAUGGUGAGAUUAUAGGCUUUAAGGGAAAUGGCUAAUGAAUCGAACAACACAAUCUUCCCUACUGAUCCCAAUAGCCUGAAUACUGACUCACGAGCAGUCUUACGUGCUUCAGAAAUUCAUCCCGCUUCUCCGCUGUUCGCAGAGUCAAGGAGAUCGGCAAACUGCUUAAAAAUGCAGCUGUUGAUUCUUCGCAAUGUUGCUGGUCUCUGACGCAGAGCCAGCGAGUUAUCACCAAGUACUGGUGGGAUUUGGGAACCACAGUUUGGUAGGAGCUGUCAAUCCAAGCAAGGAAGGAACCAGCCCCCGUCCCCCAAUUAAUAGAAUAAGUGUGACACUUUAAAUGAGGGCUCAGAGAAGAACAAUAACACCCUCGUGCUAGGGGCAGCACCCACCAGCAAACUCCCACCCCACAGCCUGAGAGAAACCAGGAGGCUGUAACAAUGAGACCCUGCUUUCUGGCGGUAUGUUACGGGGAGUGCCUGUCCCCUUCUUAGCUGUGUCUGGUUAGUGAACAGGGCUGUCUGGUCUUAAUGGGCAGCCUUCGCCGUUAUCUGGGGCGGGGUCCUGGAACCAGGACUCCUGGGUUCUAUCUCCAGCUCUAGGAGGGGAGAGGGGUCUAGUGGUUAGAGCCAGGGAGCUGGCCAAGGGAAGCCCUGACCAACCAGAUGGCCUUUCUCUCUCUGUCUGCAACAUAACUUUUGAAAACUGCCUCCGAUCCACUCCCAAAUCCCAGGGAACAUUCUGGGCAUGGAGGGCAGGACCCUGUUGAUUCUGGUGAAAAUCGGAGAAUGGGAAAAGCCUGGAUUUCCACUAAAAUGAGGCCCACGGCACACCCCGCUAGCGGUGCCCGAAGAGGGAGGUCUUUGGCACCCUCUGCUGCUGUCAGCACAAAUCGCUCACUAGAUUUUGUGACCUUUGGGUGGGCUAGCUUGGUGGGGGUUUCAACCUUUUUUCAUUUGCAGACCCCUAAAAAAUCCCAAAUGGAAGUGCAGACCCCUCUGGAAACCUUAGGCAGAGUCUGCUGGCCCCCAGGGAUCUGCGGGCCACAGGUUACCACUAGGUUGGAGCUUACGCUGCCCUUCUCCUUGUCCCUAAAAACGCCUCCCAUGGAAAAGCACCUGGGGACCCAGAAUUCAGUCACUGAGGGUUUUGAGCAAGGAUCACGCAGGGUCGGCCUCCCCGCAUUCAAAUCCAGACAAAGAACAAAAGGAAAGAACUUAAUUCUUAAGUACUAACUUUAUAAAGUCUUGUAAUGAGAAAGAAACAUAAUAAUCACUUAAUUUUUCUACAACGUAAUGUGGCCACUUUAUAAUCCACCUACAUUAUUGUCACUGUUCUACAUGAACGUAAAUAAAGAAACCAAAUUGAAUCUAGCCAGGUCAGUCCCCACAGAAACACAGAGAGAAGAAAUUCAGGGUUCCCAGACCUUAGGUGGAGUUUACCUGAAUCUCCGUCUUUGCUCACCAAAAUCUAUACUCUCGGCUGAGUCAAAAGCAAGGAAACAUCAUCUUCCCUCCUCUUGCUUGUAGAAAUUUCCACCUGGAAUCCAGACAGAGGCUUCCGCAUCCUCUGCGGAAAUCAGUUCACUAGUCAGCCCACCACACAGUUUAAGAAGAUAGAUUCAAAAAGCCUUGUUACUCGAAAAAUGCAAAACCGAGGCCAGCAAAAUCUCGACGACUGUUUCCCCCUCAUCACGCUGAACGAAGAGACGAGUUCGUGACUCAAACUGGCUCAUAGGAUUUCGCUAACAUAGUUUGCUAUUUCACAACAUUCAAAGCAUCAAAUUAAAAUAAGAGAAAUGAA
This is a messenger RNA of Gopherus flavomarginatus (Mexican gopher tortoise), 5619 nucleotides long. RefSeq lists its product as uncharacterized. Bases 679 to 1605 code for a protein of 308 amino acids. Lineage: Eukaryota; Metazoa; Chordata; Testudines; Testudinidae. The record is from RefSeq and is a predicted model, not a curated record. The transcript is spliced from 5 exons.